AUGAAGCGUCCAUUAAGUCCUGACCACGUCUUUGAAGAUGGGAUUAUGAAUCAACCAGCUGUUCUAUGGGGCUUUGAAGAAAAAGGACUGAGGAAUGACAGACAGGACUAUCAAUUAAGCAAAGAAAAAAAGAAGAUACUGUUUUCCUUCUGUGAAGUGUGCAAUAUACAGCUGAACUCUGCAGCACAAGCUCAAGUUCAUUACAAUGGGAAGUCUCACCUGAAAAGAGUGAAGCAGCUAAAUAAUGGAAAACUCCCUACAAGUACAGCUCCUGGCACUUUGUUUGCAAGUACAAGCACAGGCACUACUACACUUCCCACCCUUGUGCGCACACCUACCUUGAUGAUGCAGCCUUCCCUGGAUAUCAAACCCUUUAUGUCCUUCCCUGUGGACAGCAGCUCUGCUGUUGGAUUCUUCCCAAAUUUUAACACAAUGGAUCCUGUGCAAAAAGCAGUCAUAAACCAUACAUUUGGAGUGUCUAUUCCCCCAAAGAAGAAACAAGUCAUUUCCUGUAAUGUCUGCCAGCUUCGCUUUAACUCUGAUAGCCAGGCCGAGGCCCACUACAAAGGAAGUAAACAUGCCAAGAAGGUCAAAGCACUAGAGGCAACGAAAAAUAAACCCAAAGGUGGUUCUUCCAAGGACAGCACAAAGGCUAAUACAAGCUGCUCCACCACGCCAGUCACAGCCAACAUCUCUGACAAAUCAGAAGAUAAAGGGAAAGCAAAACCCAAUAAUGCAAGUCAGCAGUCCAGUACAGAAGUGGGUCCUUUUCUUCCCAAACCUGGAGUGGCAGCAGUGGCCCCUGUAACACCUGCCUCAUCCUCCAAGAGCACAAACGGAGCCCCUAACACAGUUUCUGAGUCAGAAGAGGAAAAAGCCAAAAAACUGCUUUACUGUUCAUUAUGCAAAGUGGCUGUGAAUUCCCUGUCACAACUAGAAGCCCACAAUACAGGCUCCAAGCACAAGACCAUGGUCGAGGCUCGGAACGGUGCUGGUCCCAUCAAAUCUUACCCUAGACCUGGAUCCCGGCUGAAGGUCCAGAAUGGCAGUAAAGGCUCAGGACUGCAGAACAAGACAUUUCAUUGUGAAAUCUGUGAUGUCCAUGUUAAUUCAGAAAUUCAACUUAAACAGCACAUUUCCAGCCGAAGGCAUAAGGACAGAGUUGCAGGAAAGCCUAUGAAACCUAAAUAUAGUCCUUACAACAAACUGCAGCGCAGCCCAAGUAUUUUAGCAGCAAAACUUGCAUUCCAGAAGGACAUGAUUAAGCCGCUGGCACCUGCUUUCCUUUCAUCUCCUCUUGCUGCGGCUGCAGCUGUAUCGUCGGCUCUGUCCCUUCCUCCCCGUCCCUCUGCCUCCUUGUUCCAGGCACCUGCAAUACCACCAGCUCUCCUCAGGCCCAGCCACGGUCCCAUCCGUGCAACACCUGCCUCCAUACUUUUUGCACCAUACUAA
Nipponia nippon (crested ibis) is the source of this 1452-nucleotide messenger RNA. The record is from RefSeq and is a predicted model, not a curated record. Lineage: Eukaryota; Metazoa; Chordata; Aves; Pelecaniformes; Threskiornithidae.